CCAGCGUUGCCCUGGUGACGCUGUGAGGUCACAGACUGCAGGCCCUAGCACAAGCCCCUUCCCAGGACACACCCUCUCUUCCCCUGCCACCAUGUUGUACCUUAUCCCUCCAUCAUGAAGUGCCCUCCCCUCAGCUGCAGACCCCUGCCCUUUGGGUCACUGUAGCCCCCAUCAUGUGCACGAGGCAGGACCUGCGCAAGCCAGAGAAGGUGUCCCUCAUUUGCAGCCUACUAUGACAGUCUCCUCCUGGGGAAUUCAGCCAGGUUGUCCAAGAUAUCUCUGCUCUGGUGCAAGAUGAGCAGCUGGUGAGGCAGGAGGCUGCCUGCAUAGGGGCCUGUCACAACAAGAGCAACUUUACCCUCAAAAUAAAUGGGCACACUGUGCUUCUGACCCGCUACAAUGACCUCGGGGGAAACCGCUUCUUCGACCCUCAGGACAAAUUCUCUUUUGAGCUUGACCACCUGUGUCGGGUCACCAGAAAACCUCAGGUGCAUGGGUUGAUGCUAUAUGAGGGGGAACUGUGGAGAGAAGCCCUCCACAAAGGCUUGUAGGCAUACAUAAGUCGCCACUUUACUGUAGUGAACUGCUGUGUGUUCAAAAAAAGCCUGGGGAAGAGGCAGAUGCUUGUGGCUUGCAUUGAGGCUCAUCAGUACCAGCCUUCAAAUCAGUGGAACAGCCUUUGGAAGUCAGACUGGACUUUCACCCUGACUCCAUUUACCACCCAAGUUACAGGGAUCUUUCUCCUCCAGAUACACUACUUCAAAGAUGCCAACCUCCAUGUAACUGUCAGCAAAUCUGUGAGUGAUACUUUACAUAUGACAGACCAAAGUCAGUUUGCCACAGAUUUUGCGAAAUUUCUGAAAGCUGAGGACACCAGGUUCCAUACUGCCAUUCUGGAAAACCUUCAGGCUUUCUCAGAAGAUAUAUGGGGGAAAAAUCUGCAAAGGAAACUCCCUGUUACUCGCACUUUUAUCAACUGGAGUAAACUAUUGAAUGACCAGCAUCUGAACACUAAUGUCUCCAAUAUAGAAGUGCCUCCAAGCUUACUGAAACGCAAUAUUUGAUAUGGUGGCCUAAAUUAAGAAAUUAAAAAACAAAACAAACAAAAAAACC
Neopsephotus bourkii (Bourke's parrot) is the source of this 1113-nucleotide messenger RNA. RefSeq names its product capping actin protein of muscle Z-line subunit alpha 3 (gene CAPZA3). Gene Ontology annotation, biological process: actin cytoskeleton organization; barbed-end actin filament capping. Gene Ontology annotation, cellular component: F-actin capping protein complex; actin cortical patch. The record is from RefSeq and is a predicted model, not a curated record. Gene Ontology annotation, molecular function: actin filament binding. Lineage: Eukaryota; Metazoa; Chordata; Aves; Psittaciformes; Psittacidae.